AUGAUGGAACGGAAGAAGAAACGUGCUGGCAAAGAUCUUCUCAAGAAGUAUCAACCAGGUCAAAUCCGUCGAUGCCAAAAAGGCAUCAAGUACACUUACGAUGUCGGCAACGAAGUCUGGUCACAAGAACCAUGCUCAGUGUUGCUGGAUGACAAGCCCUUGGCGGAGGGUGGAAUGCGAUGGUGCGUGAAAAUGACGCUAAUCGAUUCCAUCGGGAUACAAAAACAACAUGUCGCCAAGAUAUUCAAGCCCGAGAUCGUGCCCCCCAAGAUUGAAGACAAGAUCUACUUCGAUGAGGCGAUGACGCAGACGGUGGCAGAGAGUUUUGCUCGCUUGUUCAACAGCAAGAAAGUAUCAGAGCAUGGACAGCAAGUCUCCAUCAAGUUUCUCCCUGUCAGUGUUGUGCAGCUUAUUGAAUGCGAGGGGAGGCUAAUCAACGUGGAGCCUCUCCUAGAGGGCAAGUACGUGAAGCACAACGACAACGACGGCAACGUGGAGUCGAAAGAAAAAGUUCCGCAGGCUUUCAGUCACUUCACGCACCACAUCUCGAACAGAAGGUUGCUGGUGUGCGACAUACAGGGGGUUGGGACCUUCUACACAGACCCUCAGAUUCACAGCAUCGAUGGGAAGAGUUUUGGCAUCGGAAACAUCGGCAGGGAAGGCAUUCUCAGCUUCUUCAACAGCCACCAAUGCAACGACAUCUGCAAACAGCUGGGGCUUCUCACCAUCGCCAGAAAUCUCGACGACCUUCCAGACUCUCCUUGCCGCUCUCCUCUCCCCGCAGCCUCGCGCAACGACAAGUGGACGGCUUUCAGGUACGACAAUGCCCUCAACGACGGCAUCGCGCGGGCCACCAAGCUCAAGACCCAACCCGCGUCUCCUCCACAGCCCGAGGGGAUCCUCGAGGCGCAGACCAUGCUGCUGGGGUUGAAACGCCGGCUGCUGCAAUCUCAGCUGGCGCAUAAGCAGGAGCUGCUGCAGUCUCAGGUGCUUAUGGGCUCCGAAGUCUCCCAAGCAACUUCUACCGCAAGCUCACGAAAUCUGAGCUCCCACCAUAAGGCGAAUCAGCAACUGCAGGAGCUGAUCUUAAAGUUGGAGCUGCUCUUGAAGAAGAAGCAGCUCGAGGACUUGCAAGGGACUUUGACUGAGAAGGAGUCGAAGGUCUCAGCAGAACCAAGGCAAGAGAUGUUCACGUGUAAAUUUUGCGGGCUGCGGUCAUCGUCGGAGUACACACUGAUUCAGCAUGGAGCGCAUCACCUGCAGGGCUGCCCUCGCAGAGCAGACCCGGAAUGCGACCAAGAGAGCGUGUCCACGCUAAGCGCCAUGCCGACCUCUUGGACGCAAGGGCCCUCCCUUUGCGGCACGCCGAAUCCAAACUCUUGUUCAGCUCAAUCAGGAUCACAAACCUACAGUGAAUUCCAGCUGGCGAUCAACGUUGAGAGAAGAGAUCGGAGAGGAAGCGGGGCGAAGAAGGCACUGGGAGGAUACAUCCAAGUAAAGAAGCCUUGA
Guillardia theta CCMP2712 is the source of this 1509-nucleotide messenger RNA. RefSeq lists its product as hypothetical. Gene Ontology annotation, biological process: protein phosphorylation. Gene Ontology annotation, molecular function: ATP binding; protein serine/threonine kinase activity. The record is from RefSeq and is a predicted model, not a curated record. The transcript is spliced from 18 exons. Lineage: Eukaryota; Cryptophyceae; Pyrenomonadales; Geminigeraceae. The coding region runs from base 1 to 1509 and encodes 502 amino acids.